Messenger RNA from Eublepharis macularius, 4123 nucleotides. RefSeq names its product solute carrier family 35 member A5 (gene SLC35A5). Bases 96 to 1388 code for a protein of 430 amino acids. Gene Ontology annotation, cellular component: Golgi membrane. Gene Ontology annotation, biological process: pyrimidine nucleotide-sugar transmembrane transport. Gene Ontology annotation, molecular function: pyrimidine nucleotide-sugar transmembrane transporter activity. The record is from RefSeq and is a predicted model, not a curated record. The transcript is spliced from 7 exons. NCBI's taxonomy places the organism in Eukaryota, Metazoa, Chordata, Lepidosauria, Squamata, Eublepharidae.
GCGGCCGGUAGGGGAAGGCUGAGGCAGGUGAGGGAAAGUGAUGUCCGGAGAAGGAAAAAUAGCAGCUGUCAGGUUACUGACAACAAGACAACAGAAUGGAGUCCAAGUUCUACAGUCAGCCUGCUCGGUGGUCCAAGUCAGCAGUCUAUACACUCCUGUUAGGAGGUGCCUUUGUUACUCUGGGAUCAAGUCGCAUCCUUCUGAUGAAAUACUCUGCCAAUGAAGAUAACAGGUAUGAUUAUCUUCCGGCAACUGUGAAUGUGUGCUCAGAGUUAGUGAAGCUGGUGCUGUGUCUGAUAAUGGCACUCUGGAUAACUAGAAAAGGAGGUUAUUCUCAUAGUGGAUUUGGCUGCAACUCAUGGAGGCAAUUCUGUAGCUACAUUAAAUGGUCGAUACCAGCCUUUCUUUAUUUUUUGGAUAAUCUGAUUGUCUUUUAUGUGCUGUCCUACCUCCAGCCAGCCAUGGCUGUGCUGUUCUCAAAUUUUGUCAUCAUAACAACUGCCCUCCUGUUCAGGAUAGUCCUGAAACGACAGCUCUCCUGGGUGCAGUGGGCCUCUCUGAUGAUUUUGUUCCUGUCUAUCAUAGCCCUUACUGCAGGGACUGGAAGCAACCAGCAUAGCUUGGCUGUACAUGGAUUUCACCAUGACAGUUUUUUCAGCCCAUCUAACCACUGCCUGCAGUACACCAGGCCAGAGGAUGAGUGCUGGGGAAGAGAAAAUUGCACAACAAACUGGCACUUCCCCACUUUCACAUGGAACAUAACUACCACUGCUACAGGAGUCUUGAAACCAUUUCAGCUUGGUCUAGGACAUCUGCUCAUAUUACUACAGUGCUUUAUAUCCGCUCUAGCCAACAUCUACAAUGAAAAAAUUCUGAAAGAGGGCGGCCAGUUCAGCGAAAACAUCUUUGUACAGAACACUAAGUUGUAUCUCUUUGGAGCGAUAUUUAAUGGCCUGAUACUGGGCCUACGCACUGAACAUCGAGGCCAGAUAGAGUACUGUGGGUUCUUCUAUGGCCACAACACAUUUUCUGUGGCCCUUAUUUUUGUCACUGCUUUCCUGGGGCUCUCAGUGGCUUUCAUCUUGAAAUUCCGAGACAACAUGUUUCAUGUUCUGACUGCACAAGUUACAACUGUGAUCAUCACCACUGUGUCUGUUUUUGUUUUUGACUUCAAGCCUUCUAUGGAGUUCUUCUUGGAGGCUCCUGUAGUACUUUUGUCCAUAUUUAUCUAUCAUUCCAGCAGCCCUCGAUGCACGGAAUAUACUGCACAAUGGGAGAGGAGCAAACUUGGAGGAGGUACAUGGGAACGCUCCAGUGGGGAUGGAGAAGAACUCGAGAGGCUCACCAAACCAGACAGUGAUCAUGAUUCAGAAGAAGAGGCCUUAUGAUGUUGGGAUUCUUGAGUUUUAAACACUUCUUAUCAGAAGAAAGGAGUUUUGAAGUGUUGAGGUGAAAACUUUUCAUGCAAAAAGGAGGGAAGUUUUUAUUUUUUCACUUUUAUUUUAACUUCUUUUGAUCAAGACAUUGAAGGAAAUACAUUUCACCAUGUGUUCCUUCUGCAGCAUAAAGUGGUUGCUGUGGCAUGGAUGCUAGUGGGUUAGAAUUGGAAGCAUCACUUUGAACCAUACGUAUUAAGACUCCUGAUUCUUUCAUAUCAGUAAACAAGGGGACAACUCCAUGCAAGCUGAUCAAAGUACCUCAGUUCAAAGCUGUUAUGAGAUUCAGGACCGAUAAAACAUUCCAGGCUAUUACAGCAUUCCAGAAGAACAAAUUCAUAUGGCGUCAAACUAUAUUUGAGAUUAUCGUAUAUUGCAUUUACUCAUGUCAAGAGUACUUUCUCCCAUCAAGUACUGUGUGGCAAAUUUGUCUACGCUGCUGUAUAUAUAUGUUGCAAGGAGUCGUGGCCACUCAUGGCUCCUUGGUAUGUAUAACAUCUGAGAUGCAUGCUGUGUGUUAGAUGCACAAUUAUAUUUUGAGGUGUAAAUGUAAAAUAUUUUAUAAGAGUACCUUUGAAAUGUAAUGUGUUAAGCAGCCCUCAAUGGUGGAUAUAGUUGCAAAUUGCAAUACAUCAGUAAAGGUUCAGUCCAAGCUUAGUCCAAUGUGUUGCUGAGACUAUAAAAAUGCUUUAAAUGUGCUAAGUUUUACAUAUCCUUGAAUAUAAGAGUUUUGAUUUGAAUUUCUAAUAUUUCCUGUGCAAAUUCAAAAUGAUUUUUCCCUAUCUUAACAAAUCAAAAGAGCAUCUUAGCUGAGGGAUUCAUAAUAUUUCCCAAGUAUAUAUUUGUUGUGCUGUGGUGGUAUAAACUAAAAGAACAGCCUCCAAUAUAAAGAAGUGUGUAGUGAAUAGACAAUAAGAUAACAUCAGGCUGAGCAAUGGAACUUGUGCAUUUUAGUUCCACUGUUAUUCUAAUUGCAUUAUUUCUGUUUUUGUUAAAAAAAAAAGUAAGAUUGUAUACUUCCCCUAUCUCUAAACACAAAACUCCAAACAUUCCCUGUGUUCAGAGAUUCACCUUCAAGACCAGCUGUGCAGGGUGGCAGAAAGCAUUUAAUGUUCCACAAAUAUUUUAUAAAUCUUCUCACUUAAAUACUGUUGUGUCAGAAGGUAGCUUAAACAAUGUACUGAUGCAACGACAAACUCAUCCAUGAGGACUCGCUACUAUUUUGGGGCAUGUGACUAAUGAUGUGUUGACCAGGAAUAUUUAUCUGGGUGCUGCAUGCAGAGGUGGUGCACAUAUGGCCCAGGCUCUACUGGGAACCUCACUGUGGAUACUGUCUGCAUCUAGGUAAAUAGGGGGGGGGAUACUAGAUGUGAUGUUUGAACCCCGACCCAACUCUCAUUCCCCUCAGUCAGAUGGCAGCUGCUAGUAACUAAUUUCCUAUCUAUCACAAGGCCCAAACAGGAUCAGGGUUGGGGAGAGGUUUCUGUCUUCCUCCCUUGCCAUUUUCCCAGUUUAAGUGGUUGUGAGGGCUUUAUUUGCCCCUUGGGUUUCUGCACAUAUAGUCCACAUAGUGUUCUUUCUCUAUGUGUGUGUACUGCGGUUGUACAGGAAGAAAAUGGAACAAGAAGACACUACAAGUGGUAAAUUAAAAUGGAGCAACAAUGGAAUAACAAUAAAUGGAAAUAACGAUGGCUGAUUCUGCACACGUUGGAUAUUGCACUUCCAAUCCUCUUUAGAGAUCAUUUGGAACUGAAUUUUUCGAGUGUGAAACAAAAAAUCCACUUCCAAAUGAUAGCUAAAGUGCAUUGAAAGUGCAUUAUCCAACGUGUGCGGAAUCAGUCAAUGAUGCAGAUACCCCCCACCCUCAAUUAUAAUAAUUUAUCUAACCCUUACUAUGAAUAUGAUUAGAGAAUCUAAAUGGGUUGAAUCCUCAGAUCUUCCACUGUCACAAGUGGCAAGGAGGAGGAACCCUUUUUCAGCUAUGCCAGAGAUUGUGGAACUUGUGUGGGCACGAAACCAAGAGACAUGGACUACUACCCCUGCCCCCAUCCUUGAAGUAGUGGAAUAUCUGGUAGCAUCCAAGCAGUGCUUCUAAUUUAACAAUGUGUCCAGUUAGUAUCCAGACUGAAAUCCAGAGGAGUUAGCCGUGUUAGUCUGUGGUAGCAAAAUCGAAAAGAGUCCAGUAGCACCUUUAAGAAUAACCAACUUUACUGUAGCAUAAGGUUUCGAGAAUCAUAGUUCUCUUCAUCAGAUGCAUGGAGGGUAAGAAGAAACUGGUCAGAUAUAUAGGUGGAGAAUGGAGGAGGAGUAGAUGCAAAAUGGCAACAUCCACUAAAUGGCAAAAUGUUGUUGCCAAAAUGGCAACAUCCAGAAACCAGUGGGAGAACACUUCAAUCUACCAGGACAUUCCAUCAAGGACUUAAAGGUCACUGUAGUUCAACAGAAACCUUUCAAAAACAGAAUUCAAGGGGAAGCUGCUGAAUUGGAAUUCAUAUGUAAAUUUGAUUCAGUCAGGCUUGGAUUGAAGAGAGACAAUGAAUGGUUAUCUCAUUAUCAGAAGUAACUGAUUUCAUUAUCAGAAGCCAACCGAUCCCAUUAUCAGAAGCUACUGAUUGCAUCUACUCCCCCCCCUCCCCUCUCCACCUAUACUGUAUAUCUGACCAGUUUCUUCUUACCCUCCAUGCAUC